Populus nigra (black poplar) is the source of this 3163-nucleotide messenger RNA. Its product is annotated as ABC transporter A family member 7-like. Gene Ontology annotation, cellular component: membrane; intracellular membrane-bounded organelle. NCBI's taxonomy places the organism in Eukaryota, Viridiplantae, Streptophyta, Magnoliopsida, Malpighiales, Salicaceae. The record is from RefSeq and is a predicted model, not a curated record. Gene Ontology annotation, molecular function: lipid carrier activity; ATP binding; ATP hydrolysis activity. Gene Ontology annotation, biological process: transmembrane transport; lipid transport. The coding region runs from base 183 to 3005 and encodes 940 amino acids. The transcript has 18 exons.
UUUCAUUAAGAGCUGGGCUGUUCUGAUAGUUUCGUUGCUACUUGCCAUUGCCACGAAGAACACAUAGCUUAUACAUAUAAAAAUAUAUUCUGUUUUGUUAUAGGCAAACAGAUUAAAAGAAAACAAUUUUUCAGCUGGUUUUUGGCGGGAAAUAAGUUGUUGUUUUUUCUGGUUACUUCUCGAUGGCGGAUUCCGAUGCAUCGCCUCACACGGCAGCUUUCUGGAUUCAGGCUGAUGCUUUGCUCAGGAAGAACUUAACUUAUCAGAAACGAAACAUCAGUGCGAAUUGCAGGCUAAUCUCAUUUCCAUUCGUGCUCUGUAUCCUCCUUAUCAUCACUCAAACACUAGUUGACAAUCAAAUAAGCAAAGAUAGUAACGUGUGCGGUUGUCAGUGUAUCGAUACAAAUGGAGAUGGAACGUGUGAGAGAGUGUGUGGUUUACAAUACUCAGAUGUGGAUCAAGCCCCUAGUUGUUCUGUUCCUAGUCCACCCAAGUGGCCUCCUCUGUUACAGGUUCCGGGUCCUCAAUAUCGUGCCGUCAGAAGUGCUUCUGAUUCUCUUAGUGAUUUUCCGGACGAGUCUUGUAGACAAAACGGCAGCUGUCCUGUUUCUCUUCUUAUCACCGGAACUAAUAUGGCUUUUGGACGAAGUUUGGCUGAGAUGAUGUUCGCAGCUCCUUCCAUUCUUAAUUCCACCAACAGUGUGCUGGGUUCAAAUUCAGAACCUCAACAGGACAAUUUUCUUGAUCCUGCUUUCGCCGAGGGUUCUCUCUAUAACAUUCAAAGUCAGUGCACACCGCCUUCUACAUUCAAUGUUUCUGUUCCCCUUCUUCCGGAUGCUUCCUUCCAAAAUGUGACCACAUGUGUUCGAAGUAUAAGUUUGUGGCGCAAUAGUUCUUCGGAGAUAAAUGAUCAGAUAUACCGGGGCUAUGAAAAAGGCAAUGCAGAGAGGACGUAUAACGAGAUACUUGGAGCCUAUGAUUUCUUAAACUCCGAUGCCAAUAAUUUUAAUGUGAAUGUGUGGUACAAUGCCACCUACAAGGAUUCUAGCGAUGGGGAAACCUACUUGGUGCGGUUACCACGUGCAGUAAAUCUGGUAUCGAAUGCCUAUCUUCAGUCGUUAGGAUCUGGUGCUAAAAUGAUAUUAGACUUUGUCAAAGAAAUGCCUAAAACUUCAACAAAGCUCAAGCUGGAUAUCGCAUCUCUUCUUGGCACUCUCUUCUUUACAUGGGUUGUCAUACAACUGUUUCCGGUGGUGUUGACAGCACUGGUUUAUGAGAAACAACAGAAACUACGGAUCAUGAUGAAAAUGCAUGGGCUUGGAGAUGGGCCUUAUUGGAUGAUUUCUUAUAUGUAUUUUCUUGCUAUAUCUGCACUAUACAUGUUCGUUUUUGUGGCAUUUGGGUCACUAGUAGGUUUGAAAUUCUUCACACUGAACGACUACUUCAUCCAAUUUGUGUUUUAUUUCCUCUAUAUAAACCUGCAAAUUUCCUUGGCGUUCCUGGUCUCCGCAUUCUUUUCGAAUGUCAAGACUGCUACAGUUGUAGGCUAUAUAUGUGUCUUUGGAACUGGGCUUUUAGGUGGCUUUCUUUUCCAGUCCUUCGUUGAAGACGCUUCAUUCCCAAAGGGAUGGAUCAUAUUCAUGGAGUUGUAUCCUGGUUUCGCUCUAUAUCGUGGCUUGUACGAGUUUGCAGAGUAUUCCUUACAAGGCAACUCCAUGGGGACUGAUGGCAUGAAGUGGGGAAAUUUGAGUGAUAGUGAAAAUGGGAUGAGCGACGUGAUGAUUAUCAUGCUUCUUGAAUGGUUGGCGGUGCUUUGUAUAGCCUAUUAUGUGGAUCAAAUUUUUGCAUCUGGGAGUGGAAAAAAUCCAAAAUAUUUAUUGCAAAAGUUUCGGAAGAAGCGUCCAUCAUCUUUUCGGAAGCCUAGUUUGGGCAGGCAGGCAUCUAAAGUUUUUGUUGAUAUGGAUAAACCUGAUGUCAUUCAGGAGAGGGAGAAGGUCGAGCAGAUACUGCUGGAACCAACAACAACUCAUUCAAUCGUCUGUGACAACCUGAGAAAGGUGUAUCCCGGAAGGGAUGGAAAUCCAGAGAAAUUGGCAGUGAGAGGAUUAUCUCUCGCUAUACCUCGAGGGGAGUGCUUCGGCAUGCUUGGUCCAAAUGGUGCAGGGAAAACCUCGUUUAUUAGUAUGAUGAUUGGGCUCACAACACCCAGCACGGGGACAGCAUAUGUCGAGGGCUUAGACAUACGGACUCAAAUGGAUUGGGUAUAUACCAGCAUGGGCGUUUGCCCGCAGCACGACUUGCUGUGGGAAACUCUGACGGGAAGAGAACACCUGCUAUUUUAUGGCCGACUAAAGAACCUAAAAGGCGCUGCUUUGAAAAGAGCAGUGGAAGACUCUCUUAAGAGCGUCAACCUAUUUAACGGAGGGGUUGCUGACAAACAAGCUGGGAAAUACAGUGGAGGUAUGAAGAGGAGGCUUAGCGUUGCCAUAUCACUGAUUGGAGAUCCCAAAGUUGUUUAUAUGGAUGAACCCAGUACUGGAUUAGAUCCAGCUUCAAGAAGCAAUUUAUGGAAUGUUGUGAAGCGUGCAAAGCAAGACCGAGCAAUUAUUCUGACCACACAUUCAAUGGAAGAGGCAGAGUACCUGUGUGAUAGGCUGGGGAUUUUUGUUAGCGGAGGCUUACAGUGCGUAGGAAACCCAAAAGAGCUGAAGGCUAGAUAUGGAGGAUCUUACGUGUUCACAAUGACGACAUCUAUAAACGACGAGCAUGAGGUGGAGCAGAUGGUUCGGCGUCUCUCCCCCAACGCCGAAAGAACAUACCAUAUGGCUGGAACCCAGAAGUUUGAGAUGCCAAAACAUGAGGUCAGCAUGGCAGAUGUAUUCCAUGCAGUCGAGGUUGCAAAGAGCAGGUUCCCGGUUUAUGCAUGGGGCUUGUCGGAUACCACCUUAGAAGACGUCUUCAUCAAGGUGGCGAAUUCAGCCCAAGAAUUCCACACGCUUACAUGAUUAGAUUGAUAUAUGUUGAUUGUUUAUAAAUUUUCACGCUACUUCCAUAUAUAUUUUUGUUGAUUUUUUUUCAGAAGCAAUGGCCUACUAAUACUGUAUUGUUUGUAGAUAUGGCAUCAGAUUUUGAGCAUAUAUAAUAUUGAUUGUCUUUUUUGGUA